This is a messenger RNA of Drosophila miranda, 6858 nucleotides long. RefSeq names its product lachesin (gene DIP-lambda). The coding region runs from base 433 to 1932 and encodes 499 amino acids. The record is from RefSeq and is a predicted model, not a curated record. Lineage: Eukaryota; Metazoa; Arthropoda; Insecta; Diptera; Drosophilidae. The transcript has 9 exons. Gene Ontology annotation, cellular component: neuron projection.
AACGAAAAAAUACACUCGUGGGACCGCGAUCUAUCGAGAAUUUGCGUGCAGAAAGUAUUUGGCGGCCGGACUGGUCAGACAUGUCAUCUUUGCCCACAUUUGCUUUUGAAUAAAUGAAAUGCUUUGUUCUAUUCCUCAUUUCUCACCCAUUCCAUCACAAUGGAUGCUGAACGUGGCAGGGUUCAGCCAUGUUUAUUUUUAUAUAUUAUACCAUUUACCAUUACAGAAAAUAUUUUUAGAUCAAUAUUAUCGAGAAAUUAUACAAGGAAUGCAAGCGCACGACAAUAAACGUGGAUGGCGAUGCCGUAUGAAGAUAUAGAGAGCAAGGGAUCAACUCGAGUAGCGAGUAUUUUAUACAUACUGCAUUAAAAAGUAUAUACUGUACCUGAAGAUCCAUCGAACAUCAAACGUUCAAAUAUUAAGACUGUUGCAAUGAUUCAAUUAAAGUUGAGCACAAAAGCCAUAGCUUUUGGCAUAGUUUUGUUACUUAUCAAAGGGCAAGGCGAAAUCGGAGGUCAUUCGUUGCCACACACACAAGGACAUAGCGAACCAGAUGAAAUCGUCCCCGAGUUUUUGGCGCAAUUGACAAAUAUUACGGUACCCCAAGGACGAGACAUAUCCUUCACAUGUGUUGUUGACAAUUUGGGCCAAUAUCGGGUGGCAUGGAUUAAAUCUGAUUCAAAAGCAAUACUUGGUAUACACACACACAUGGUCUCACUAAAUCCCAGAUUAUCUGUGACACACAACGGCCACAACACCUGGAAACUUCACAUAUCUCGCGUACAGAUAAAUGACUCCGGCAGCUACAUGUGCCAAGUGAAUACGGAUCCCAUGAAGAGCCUUUCAGGCUAUUUAGAUGUUGUUGUGCCACCGGAUAUUCUAAAUCACCCAGACCAUAAUCUCGAGGAAGGCGUCAGCACUGAGGGUGGCAGUAUUGUACUCGUGUGUAGUGCGACUGGCGUACCCGAGCCGAAGGUGCAGUGGCGGCGUGAAACAGGAAAGGAUAUUAUACUUCGAGCGGAGAGCAGAGAUAAACAAGCACUGAAAUCCGUGGACGGAGAAAGACUCACUUUGACAAAUGUCCAACGUACAGAUAUGGGUGGCUACAAUUGCAUUGCUUCCAACGGUGUGCCGCCGUCAGUGAGCAAGAGAUUUGACGUACACGUAAACUUUCCACCUACAAUCAAAGCCGUCAACCAGCUGGUCGGCGCACCUGUCGAAAGGGAGGUAACAUUGGAGUGCAUUGUAGAAGUAUAUCCCAAGCCUCUGAAUGGAUGGUACCGCAAUGAAGGUAAUGUCAAACUGCAUAACGGGAACAAGUACAACAUAUCUGAAGAAAUGAUUAACCUAUACACAUGGCAUCUUAACCUAACCAUCCGGCACCUGACUAAAUCCGAUUUCGGCGCCUACAGUUGCUCCAGUGUUAAUGCCCUUGGAAAGAGUGAAACUCGCAUUAGACUGCAAGAAUUACGAUUACCGCCCAAGUCGACAACGACGCCAACACCUCACGUGCACACAACGGCUAAACCGCGUCGGAAGCAGCAACCCGGCCACAACAAGGGACUGAACGAAGUGGUGCGUGCCAAGGAAACCCAUUUCUCAAAUCAAAUGCAGCAGGAGAACGACGUAUUCGGCGGUGGGAUUGGUGUGCCCCAGAGCGCCAACAGUGGUAAUGCUGGUAGCGUAGUUGAGAGUGGAAACGUCAACGGCAUGAUAAACGGAGCGGAAGUACAUACACAACUACCUGCACGUAACGGAUAUGAAAAGACGCAUAAGUCGCCUGGCGUUGUACCAUCACCCCGUUCACCCUGGAACUUUGCGAGUGCGGGGUCGCAGCUGCUUGCCAGCACUACGAUAGCGACAAACUCUCUGGUGUUUUUUCUUCCUUGCGUAUUGUCUGUGUGUACGAGUAUGUACUAUAUAGUAAUUUAAAAGCACGCUACCCAAGAAAUCUCCGAUACGAUGCUACAAAUGGAAGGGGACAGGACAGCUCUGCAGCUAUGCAGCUGCUCAAAAACCGCCGAUGCAACUCCUGCUUUUAAGUUACGAAUAGUUCUGGGUCUGUCGUUGUUGGUCAGUGUAGAUCCGGUGGUUGUGCAGUACGUAGUUAUCAAUUGACUCGUCUGCCACAAAAUUAGUUUGUCUUAUUAGCUAGACAAAGAAAAUCUAAUAUACAUACCUACAUACAAUAUAUUGUACGUAAUGUAAGUUGGAAGCAUUGCUACAGGUUCUCUAACAUUAACGUAGUACACGCACACUAAGAGAAUUUACUAAAGAAUCCACAUACUACAUAUGUACAUUUUAUUUCGUGUUUACCAAACUUAUAGUAAUCUGUACUGAGGUACUUCCACGCAGCAAUUCCAACUUUUCCAUUUCAAAAUAGUACAAACAAUUUGAAAAAUUUUAAGAAUUGGGUGACCUAUGUUUGUGUUUUUUUAUCAAUUUCAAGAAAAUUUCCAAAUAGAUACAAAAACAUUUCUGGUAAGCCAGGAUCCAUUUUACUGCAUUUCCGUUUGGCUUAAAUGUAAUAAAUACGUGUCUAAAGCCCACAAAGCGUGGAAAAAUCCUUUAAUGGACCGCGGUUUGUCAAGAAUUUAUGUGCAGAAAUUAUUUGUCGGUCAAACCUUUUUCGACUUACCCACUGGAAUGUUAUUAAUAGGCGCGUUCACCAGCACAAUGUAUUAUGCAUCAUGUAUAAGGUGUCAUCUAUCAUGUUUUGGGUGCUGGUGAACGCCUAUGAUUCAUUCCUUACCAUCUCGCAGUCGUAAAUAAAAUCGGAUCUGAACCUAUCGAUAUUAGCUUCGCGACUCGACCCAAAAAACAAUCACGUCAAAUUGCAGUCAUUUUUCGUAAGUUCUAAGUGUUGAUAUUGAUUCAUGAUUUUGUAUUAUUUUGGCGAUUCUGAUUCUUCACGAUGUAGCGCGUAUUUUAUUUGAUAUGUCAAUUCUCGAUAAAGACCAACAGCAAUGCAUCAUGCAUCAAAAUGGAUCGUAAUCUUUUCAAGCUCCACUUCUGAAAAUCUGGUACAUGGUAUGGUUUAUGCAUAGUAAUCGCUAAUCAUGCGCGUUUAAAACUUCCGAAACUGAAUCUUUUAGACUAGAGUUAAUAGUGUCACACAUUGCCACAUAUUUUGUCGUUGCCGUGUAUUAAAUUAACUCGUUUAAAUGAAAAUUAGCCAUUAUUUUAUAUAUUGGAAAUUCUUUAAUUUUGUUAACCCUACUCCUUAUGGAAAUGGUGUGUUCAAGACCCGCUAAAAGAUGUACAAUGAAACUAUCUUCUCUAUCGUCUCUAUACUUCACUUAUAUUUCUACUAAUAAUACUACUACUAAAAGCGAUUUGUUUCACCAAAUUCGGCACGGUAUGAAUUCAAAAGCCUCAAGCGAAAAUUCCUGAAAAACACAACUUGUUCAAUAUGUGAGAUCCCUAGGCAGGGAUGAAAAAGUUACUGUUUUUUAUAGUAAGUACAUCUAAUGGGCGUCUGAUAUUCAUUAUAGUUAUUAUUAUUCUAUUCGUUCUAUUUUGUACAUAGUACAUUACAUUAUAUUAUUUUUUGUGACCACAAUUUGUUUAUGAUUAAUGUCAACCAAUUUAACCAACUGCCAAAUUAAUGUUCUCUUAUUGUUAUUUGUUGUUAUUGUUUACUAUAUGUCGGCGAAUAGUUAAUUCAUCAACUUCUUCGGAAUACCCAAUGUUUAUCCUGCGGAAAAAUUGACAAUUAAUUCAGUUUUCAGCAAUUUUUCACGUUUGACUUGGGAUUGUUUACAAGUGCAGAAAAUGGAAAACAAUUUUUUGAUAUUUCAGUCAAUAAUAACUAUAAUAAAAUGUUAUUGAAUAAAACAAGACUUUAUAAUAGGCUACCUAAGCUAAUAACGGAACAAUAAUAACUUACAAAUUUAUGUAACAAUGGUGAGCUUAUUUGCUCACAUUAGAUAAUGUACAGUAAUCCAAUAAUACAUACCACACAAUGCAAUGCAGAAAUGUCUUCCGAUACAAAUGAACAAUAUGCAUAUAAUAGAACAUAAGCGCUAUGAAUAAUACUAGGUACUAAAAAAACAAAUAUCAAAAUUACAUGAUUAAUGUUGGAAAAUGUAUAUUUAAGCAAAUCGUUAUGUUCCCUUAGUCAUUGUAAAUAUGGUUAUAAACAAUAAGCAUUGCAUGUAACAUACAUAUGUGCCGGCUCAUUUUCAUCUGACACAAAAAUAUGUAUAUCUGAACAAUGUCUUUGGAAUGCUCAUACAAACAUAUUGAGACAAACUUAGUAAAUACAUAAACACGAUUAUAUUAAACCCUGCUUAAGAGCAAUGACAACAACGCGAUUCUACGGGUCCGGAAAAACUUGUCGAAGAUAUUUCAACGGUGCCCGCGCCCAUGGGUCGAUGGGCUGGUUUUGUACCAGGAUCCGCGCGUUACGUGUUGUCGCCUUGUUGUCGCUUGGCCCACGGGCUUAUGGAGCACUGUGUACUCCAGUAAGAUCUUCUUAACAGGAGUGUCAGAAAGAUUUCAAUCAUUUUUUUCAUACAAAAUUAUUAAUUGAUUAUGUUACAGUAACUGGCCGUUACAAAAAAUUACUGCAAAUACCUCGAUUAAAUUUAUGGACACUUGUGAAUGAUCAAACUUCUAUUUGAGUAUGCUUAAACGCUCCAUUUAAGCCGUGUAGGACCGUCAAGCUUCACGGUUAGGUUUGGUUUCGAGUACGUACUCGAUUCGCAGCUCGGCGUCGAUAUUUCAGCACAGUAGAGUGCCAUAGCCAUAGCGAGCCUAUACACAUGAAUGUAAAUACGAAUAUGUGUCUAUGUGCGCAUGUGUCUGUACGCUAUAAACUGCGGUGGCCAUGUUUCUGUGAUGAAGUUGGCUUUGAAUUUACAUAAAUGUAUGCAAUCGAGAACGCCACGCCAAAGUGGCUGCAGGAGCAUCGGAAUCGGCAGUGCCAUUGCCACUGCCACUGCCACUGCCAUUGCAAAGCUAGCUGUAGUCGCCAGUGGCCCAUGAACACAAUGCAACGGUGAUGUGAUGGUUCGCCUGGACUGGGCUGCAGGACAGGGAACUGCCAGUCGUACGAUUAUUGGGGAGGUGGGGCUCGUGAGUUUGUUGCAUAUCAGCAGCCAUGCCUAAUAGGAAAGACUAGAAUCGUAGGUGGGUGAUACGCAUUUGUGCAAAUGACGUGGAGUGCAGGAUUCUCUCCGUUACUUGCCCGUCUACUGUUAUUUACCGAGUCCGUAUGGACAAUGGGCGAUAAGAAUUAAACCUUCAAGUAUAUUUGAUACAGGGGUUCUGUGGUGACGCCAAAAACUGGGAUGGGAGACAAGGGGAAGCCGUGGAAAGCAAUGAGAUGUCAUGGGAUGGAGCCACGGAGGCACAUUACCGAAUUUUGUGCAUGGCCCGAUGCUUGGCUACUGUCAUUGUCACUAAUUUAGCAAGAGGAACAGAAACAGAACGGAGCUUAAGCCAGACAGUUGGUUGCACGGCACUUGCGUCCUCCAUUUGCGGUCGACGCUUAGUAUUCUGCGUUGGAAACAAAAAAUUUGCUGAUUCGGCUAUUGUCAGAUGCCCACGCAUCCCACGCUCCCACGCACCCACCCACAUAUGAGGAUACGCUUACUCGUGUCCACCUAUUUGGCUGGGAGUGUGCGUCCGUUUGUUUGUCGAAUGCGCACUUUGCAAGCGCAAGUGCACUAGCCCUCCAGGACUGGGGCUGAUAAUGUUUUCGACAUUAAAUUGCCAUUAAAUUCUGUUUUAUUGCACUUGGGACUGUAUGCAUAAUUUACUCUGUGUCUGCCACCCUACGCUGAAUGCAGGAAAGUGCAUCUUCUUCCUCUGAUUUAGCUAGUAAUCUACUACAGCCACCGCAGCAUUUUCUCCACUCUUUGUUAAAGAACCUGAAUAAUCUUGCAGCUAUUCGGUCCGCACAGAAUUUUACUCUUAAAAGCAUCAAGGCCCAUAUAGUAGGUACAUAUGUACAUACCUACAUACAUACAUAUGUACACAUGUAUGCACAUGCGUCUAAAUCCGAUUUGUGUCAAAUUCUUUCUGUGUAUACUCGUACACACAUGUUAGUGCUACAGUUCUGAAGGUAGAUGUUUUCCAACUACCUGUAUCUGCAAAAUUUCCAAUCUCACAGAGAUGUAACAGAUUUGUUAAAAUUUUGUGUGCUUUAUCUCAACACUGUCGCAUCUUUUUCAAUGACAAUGUCGUUCUUAAAAUUCGAUUGAUAAAAUUGAUUGUCAAAACUAUGUUUUGUCGAUGCCUACAUCUGGCCUCCAGUCAGCUCUUACUGGUCAUGAGCUGCAAGACCUAGCUUCGGCUAGGCUUUCAGGCAUUUUUAAAAAGACAAUAAUUUAUAUUGCUUUUGAAAUAGCUUUGCAAUUUUUUGUGCGUUUUAACAUCCAAAAAAACGAAAUCAAAAAUCAUAUGUAUGUUCAUACAUACGGACAUAUGUACAUAUGUAUGUCUAUUGGAAAAUACGAGUACACACACACUGACAACUUCUGGCUAUCCCAGCCAAUACAAACCCACAAAACACGGCACAAUUUCAAUGCAGUCGUAAUAAAUUUGGGAUCUCAUAAUAUUCUUGACAAAGGGCCUGGCUGAAACAAUGUACACGGUACGCAUUGUUGCAGCAAGAUAUACGAUAAUAUACAAAUACGGUAACGUGCUGCAUACUCAUUGACUGGGACGGAUAUUUUUAGCUAGUUGCACUGCUUUAUGAAUACGUACAUAUGUAUGUGCAAUAUGUCUCGUGUGCUCACGCAUAUUUAUUUUGUUGCAGAAACCAUCAGGAGUUUACAUUGCCAGCCGUUUAGCAAUACCGUUAAUACCCACAAAACUCACGGUAAAAAUAAGUACUCGAGGGCUUACAAU